This is a messenger RNA of Xiphophorus maculatus (southern platyfish), 2962 nucleotides long. Its product is annotated as class I histocompatibility antigen, Gogo-B*0102 alpha chain-like. The transcript is spliced from 7 exons. Gene Ontology annotation, cellular component: external side of plasma membrane. The coding region runs from base 1088 to 2158 and encodes 356 amino acids. NCBI's taxonomy places the organism in Eukaryota, Metazoa, Chordata, Actinopteri, Cyprinodontiformes, Poeciliidae. The record is from RefSeq and is a predicted model, not a curated record. Gene Ontology annotation, biological process: immune response.
AACAGUAGCGCGUUCAGCCGGGAUUUAAAGACAGACAGCGUGUCAGAGAGUCAUUUUAGUGGGAAUGUGGACGUUUAUUCCAAAUAAUAGAUGCUUUAUGUCCAUAAGGCGCAUUCACAAAGCGGGUGACUCGACUGAAGGAUGACUGCAGCUGGACCGGUACCGGUACCGCGGAUGGCUCUUUAAGUUUGGCUCAGAGCUCCAGGAUGAUCAGUCUGAGUAAUCUAAACGCUCAUAAACCAUCAUCAACAUUUCCCAGCAGAUCAAUAUGAUCUUUGAUCUGUAACCCGGUCCAAACUAAAGGUGUUUGUAAGGAAUUAAGUUCAAAGGAGUGAUAGUUUAGAAUGUGUUGCUUAAAUAUGCUAAAAAUGUUAUUAAUCAGUGUUAACCAGAAACUGUAUUUCAGGUUCUUUAAAAAGUAAUUUUCACUGUAUUUUAUUUUGAAAGGCUCAUGUUGCGGGAGGAAGUGGGGUAGAUCAAAGGAACUUGACUGGUCCGUGGUUGGCUGAGGGUCAUGAGGAGAGGAGAGAGAAGAGGGGAGAGACAGGAAGAGAGGGGAGAAUCACGAAAAAGAGAGAAGACAUGACAGAAUUUAGCGAACGGGUUUGUACAUAAUUCGGCUUUCAGCUCGACAGUCGGUGAAAGUAUAUCAACCCUACGCUCUGUUUUACCGCUGCUGUGAGUUCCAGACCGGAGCUCACUGAACACUAUAUGUAAUGCUCGCUGAGGCAUUUAUUAUUCGCUAACUCAGUGAAUAGCCGUUGAGGACUGUUAGCUAACCCGGCUAACGGACAGUUCAGUUAAAGUUUCCGAAGUGGGAGCUUUAUGGAGUAGCGCCUGGAGCAGCGAGCUACGCAUGUGGAAAGAGUGGUGGAGUGGUUGGAGGACUGGGCUACGCUGGACGUCUCUGUUCCCGAAUCCUGAGGACUACCGGACUGGUUGGGGCCUGAGGACAUCUUGCUGGCUGGACUGAGGACGGGUGAGGUGUUGAAAGGGCUCGGGGUUUCACUCGGAGAGGGGCGCCAAGUUCCAGCUUCACAACAGGCCUGCAACGGGGUUUCUUUUUGUUUUGUUGGGACACUAUUUUAUGACCCACUCUCUGAAGUAUUUCUACACGGCAUCUUCAGGAAUAGAAAACUUCCCAUCAUACGUCUCUGUUGGGUUGGUGGAUGAUGUUCAGAUAAGUUACUGUGACAGCAGAACAAAUGAAAAUAUUCCUAAACAGGAUUGGAUGGAUGAAGUGAGUUCAGAACAUCCAAAUUACUGGAAGGAGGAAACAGAGACAUGUCUGGCUAAACAGCGAACCUUCAAAAUAAACCUAGAAAUUGCAAAACAACGCUACAGCCAGAGUGGAGGAGUGCCCAUCUUUCAGCAGAUGUAUGGCUGUGAGUGGGAUGAUGAGACUGGAGAGGUCAAAGGUUAUGAUCAGUUUGGUUAUGAUGGAGAAGAUUUUAUUGCCCUGGACCUGGAAGGACAAUCAUGGAUCGCUCCUAAACCACAAGCUUUCAACACCAAACAGAAUUGGGAAAAUAAUAGAGUUGCACAGGAACUUGAGAAGAUCUACUUGACUCAAACAUGUGUUGAGUGGCUGAAGACGUAUGUGAGCUAUGGGAGGAGCUCACUGAUGAAAACAGAUCUUCCUUCAGUGUCUCUCCUCCAGAAGAAUAGCUCCUCUGCAGUGUGCUGCCACGCUACAGGAUUUUAUCCUAACAGAGCUGAGAUGUUCUGGAGGAAAGAUGGAGAGAAGAUUCAUGAUGGUGUGAUUAAAGUAGAGAUCCUCCCCAACAAUGAUGGGACCUUCCAAAUGAGUAUUUAUGUGAAUCUUUCAUUUGUUCCAUCUGAUGACUGGGCAAAGUAUGAAUGUGUGUUUCAGUUCUCUGGUUUUAAAGAUAAUAUUGUCACCAGACUGGAGAGAAAGAAAAUAAGGACAAACGAAGUAAAUUCUGCCAUCUCACACAUCGCUGUUAUUGUGGCUGUUAUUGUGGCUGUGAUGAUUCUGGUUCUGGUCACUGCUGUGAUUAUAUUUCUUUGUCAGACAACAAAAAAUGUCACUCAAGAUAGCAUGACUGAGACUUCAUCUUCAACUUCCCAAGAUAGUGCUUCAUCAGACAGUCAAUGGUCGAGGCCUGGGGAAAAGAUCGUGGACAUGUCAUAUUAGAGACUCAUUAACCUCACAGUUAUGUUUUUGAACUGUGGGAGGAAGUUGGAGAGAACCUGCGAGAAAGACUUGUUUUUAUCAUUUAAUCAAUAUAUGUGAUAUGAAAAGUAUUUUCUAUACAUUGCAUUUAUUUUUGCUUAAGCUGAACUCAUUUCAUAAGUGUGGAAAAACCCAGAACCUCCCGGCUGUCCAGAAGAGGAAGAAAUUCUUCACCGUUAAAAACUCUGAGUUGCAGAAGACAGAGCAACGCCACAUGAUGAGAUAUUUCUGUUACAGAAACGAGAAGAUCUUGUAAUGACAGGGUUGGAGAACAACUGAUGUGUAUAAACACCCUGUGUUCCUCAGUGGGAGAAAGCUGCAUUUUGGUGCAAGCUCCUCACUCAUUGCAAGUAAAAAUGCCUUAAUAAUGUAACUCUUUUCUUUGGCAUUCCUUUGCAACUGCAUGUCAGGAGCAGUACCAUUUUUCUUACUCAAGGUGAGCAGCUUCUUGUUGCAAAGCAAUAAUAGUGGUACCAGAUGUGCCAUUCUUAGUUUGUGUAAGCAUGGCUGUGUUCCCGCUGUUUCCAACUUAUCCACUUUGUCACUAUAUGUAGAAAAACGCUAUCAAUCAAUAAAGAAAGAACCUUUAAUAACCUAUUUAGACAGUUUAUCUGAAAAAAGUUUAUUUGGGGUUACACUUUGACCUACGUUUGAUAUGUACAACAUUUUUGUAAGAACUAAAGGUAACAUAGUUACUUGAUUGUACUGGCACUUUGUGUGUGGAAAGUACACAAUGCCGCCCCUUUAAUAAAUAAUGUUUGGUGA